GCCGAGAAGUGACAGAGAAGACACGGAGGCCGAGCCACCGAGGGGGCUGGGAGGAGGGGAGCCGCCCUGAGCCUGGUGCCUGUGAGCUCCGCGCGGCCCGCCAUGCAGCUCCCCAUGGGCCCCGCCUGCAUCUUCCUGAGAAAAGGCAUCGCAGAGAAGCAGCGGGAACGACUCCUCGGACAAGACGAGAUUGAAGAGCUCCGGGAGGCGUUUCUGGAGUUCGACAAGGACCGAGACGGGUUCAUCUCCUCUAAGGACCUGGGAAACCUCAUGAGGACCAUGGGCUACAUGCCCACGGAGAUGGAGCUGGCCGAGCUGGACCAGCAAAUCCGCAUGAACCGGGGCGGCCGGGUUGCCUUUGAGGACUUUGUGGAGCUGAUGGCCCCCAAGCUGCUGGCAGAGACGGCGGGCAUGAUCGGCCUCCAGGAGCUGAGAGACGCCUUCAAGGAAUUCGACGCCAACGGGGACGGGGCCAUCACGCUGGCGGAGCUGCGGCGGGCGCUGCAGAGGCUGCUGGGCGAGGAGCUGAGCCCGCGGGAGCUGGCCCAGGUGGUGCGGGAGGCGGACGUGAACGGGGACGGCACCGUGGACUUCGAAGGUGACGCUGCCGGCGAUCGCUCCCUGCGUGAGUUUGUGAAGAUGAUGUCCCGCUGA
This is a messenger RNA of Pipistrellus kuhlii (Kuhl's pipistrelle), 654 nucleotides long. It is a transcript of the gene CABP5, whose product is annotated as calcium binding protein 5. The record is from RefSeq and is a predicted model, not a curated record. Lineage: Eukaryota; Metazoa; Chordata; Mammalia; Chiroptera; Vespertilionidae. The coding region runs from base 103 to 654 and encodes 183 amino acids. The transcript is spliced from 6 exons. Gene Ontology annotation, molecular function: calcium ion binding.